Messenger RNA from Nymphalis io (European peacock), 2424 nucleotides. Its product is annotated as monocarboxylate transporter 12-B-like. Lineage: Eukaryota; Metazoa; Arthropoda; Insecta; Lepidoptera; Nymphalidae. Bases 236 to 1774 code for a protein of 512 amino acids. Gene Ontology annotation, molecular function: monocarboxylic acid transmembrane transporter activity. The transcript is spliced from 8 exons. The record is from RefSeq and is a predicted model, not a curated record. Gene Ontology annotation, biological process: transmembrane transport; monocarboxylic acid transport.
AGUAGGCGGUCGUUUUUAUUAAAAUUAAAUAAUGUGCACGAUAUACGACGUUAUGCGUAUUGGACUGUGAAACAAAAUUGGUUAACACUAUUCUUUCGGACGUUUAUUUAUCAUGCAUAGUGUUAUGAACUGUUAGAAAUAGGUAUUAUAUUAUAAGUAUAAAUAGAAAUAUUAUAAAAAGGUUAUACAAGAGAGACAGAAUUAGUUUAUUAUAUCGAAUAUUUAAAUAAGAAAUAUGUCAAAAAGAAACUCUUUUGCGAUGUUACCGAAGACUGAGAAGAGAAUAAAAUUGGUCCCACCUGAUGGAGGAUGGGGGUGGAUGGUUUUAUUAGGAACAGCGCUUUCGAAUAUUUUCAAUCAAUCAAUGCUGUCUUUGUUUAGUUUGUUGUACGGAGACGCGUUAGAGGCGAUGGGGCACAAUACCCAGGGAGCAGCAAUUGUUCUGAGUACUAUGUUGUUUGUCACAAAUUUCGGAGGUCCGAUAGCCGGAGCGAUCAUCAAACUAACGACGCCUAGAUUCGUUGCAGUAUCCGGUGCCUUUUUUUGUACAACAGGCAUUUUGCUCAGCGGAUUCUCUACAAAUAUUUGGCAUUUGGUCUUAACUUAUGGUGUUUUCCUUGGAUUGGGUCUAGGAUUCAUUCAAAACGCAUCAUUUGUAGCGAUUAAUAGCUACUUCAAGGUACGAAAAAGCCUUGCUGUUGGUCUUGCCAUGGCUGGGACAGGUGUAGGCCAGACACUUAUGCCUCAUGUUGUCCGAUACCUUCUAGAACAUUUCGGCUUUAAGGGUGCAUGUUUAAUGUUGGCAUCUCUAAGUUUACAUGGGAUAUGCGGAACCAUGUUAAUUCAACCAGUUGAAUGGCAUAUGAAAAAAGUUGAAGAAGAGGUAGUAAUUGAUGAAAAAAUGCAUCUCCUUGAAGAAAAUAACAAAGAUAUAAAUAAAAACAAAGAGUACAAUGGCAAUACUGAUGUUAACCAGAAAGGUCAAGUCACUGUGCUGGCUGUAGCUUCUGAAAAUGGAGUUGAUAAAAAUAUAUCACAAAGUCCAAAAGAGACGAACAAAAAUGGCGUAUCAAAAGAAAAACUUAACGGAACCCAAAAUGUCCCAAAACCGAAGAAGACUUUGAUGAGAAAAAUAUAUGAAUUAUUUGAUAUUUCUUUAUUAUCAAGCCCUCGGUUCCUAAAUAUUAUUAUUGGAACUGCUCUGACCGUCGUUUCCAUUCAGAACUUCAGUAUGCUUUAUCCAUUUUUUUUGCAAAAAGUUGCAGCAAUGGAUAAACAACAAACUGCUUACUGUAUGUCAGCAAUUGCUUUUGCUGAUAUUAUUGGAAGGCUUGUAUUACCAGCAUUACAGGACAAAUAUAAUAUCAAAGCAAGAAUGAUGUUAAUUUUGACGAGCACGUGGUUAAUCGUAGUAAGACAAAUAUUAGCAUAUCAAACGGAUUUAUACGUACUUCUGACUUUGUCUGCUUUAUAUGGUUUUGGAAGAAGCAUGAUCAUUGUUGCGAGAAACAUCGCUAUAUCUGAACAAUGUAGAAUGGACCAAGUUCCGUCAGCUGUUGGAUUGGGCAUGUUAACAAUGGGCAUAAUAGUACCCCCCGUGGGCUAUUUCCUAGGCUGGAUCAGAGAUCACACGGGCAGUUAUGCUCUUUGCAUAACAGCGCAAAAUCUACUUUUGGUAUUAUUUUUAGUGAUGUGGAUACCAGAUAUGAUACUUAUAUUCUUCAAUGAAAGAAAAGAGAAGAAAAAAUGUGUCGAACAAACAUUAUCACAGUGAUUAAGUGAUUACGAAUCAUGUACUCGUUAGUACGCACAGGUUUGUCUGUGAUAUUUUUAUAUUUACAACGGCUGUGAGAUUCCGAAAGUGUUAGAUGACAGUGCUACGAGUAACACCAGUUUAGCAUUUAUAAAGUUUUGAGACUGAACAUGGAAGUGUUAUGAUGCGAUUUUCUAAUUAUAUACCUGAUCAUCGUUAGUUCGACAGUGCAAUAUGUAAUCUCUAGUCUAAUAAAUUAAUAAGCCGCUAUUAUUAUUUUACUCAAUAAAUAACACAUUAUUAUAGCACGAUAUUUAUUUAAAUAUAUUCCGGUGUAUGAAGUGCUGUGAUAAAAAUCACAUCCUUAUAAAUUUAUUAAGCAGUAAAAUCUCAUAAAAAUAAAAGCAACGUAUUACAGUUUAUGAAAGUUUACCGAACGAUCAGUUCAGAAUUCUCAUGUUUAAUUCAGAAAUGGACGCCCAAGAGUCGCAAGGACCGAGCGUCGCCGGCAAACGUCCGCCGACUAGCAUACGGAUGUAAGCACUCCAUCGAAAUAUCAAAUGAAUUGAUGAUAAAUUUUAUAUUUACAUAAUGUUUGGACCAUAGAAACUUAAAUUAUAUGCAUCUGUUAAAUAAGCAUAUUAGAAUUAAAUAAGUAUAUUCAUUGUUUA